Cottoperca gobio is the source of this 6249-nucleotide messenger RNA. RefSeq names its product zinc finger protein 644b (gene znf644b). Bases 202 to 3834 code for a protein of 1210 amino acids. The record is from RefSeq and is a predicted model, not a curated record. Gene Ontology annotation, molecular function: RNA polymerase II cis-regulatory region sequence-specific DNA binding; DNA-binding transcription factor activity, RNA polymerase II-specific. Lineage: Eukaryota; Metazoa; Chordata; Actinopteri; Perciformes; Bovichtidae. Gene Ontology annotation, biological process: regulation of transcription by RNA polymerase II. Gene Ontology annotation, cellular component: nucleus. The transcript has 7 exons.
UGAACAUCCCUCUCCUCUGGACCAGAGUGCAACCUGCGUAAUUUUAAAGCAAAAUGGCGACAGUCUAACAGAGGAGAAAGACGAGUAACGGUGUCAAGUGCAAUGACAAACUUGAGGACACGAGUCGUCGUCCUGAGGUGUGUUUUCUAACAGCCAUGAGGUGGAAUCAGCGCUUCAACAUCGACUGAAAGUAUUGCUACUAUGUCUGAUCUGAAGCCAAAUGCACAAGAGGACAAAGACGUGGAGUCCGUGUCUGACAGGCCAGGUCGUACUCAGGAGCCAUUACAGAGUCACACAUUCUCCCUGAAGAACAAUGCUGCAGGUCUGUCCUCAGAUGAACACGAAAACCCUUUAAAUGGAACCCAGCCGAAUCCAUUUGUAUACAGCAGUGUCCCUGCUGUUCCCCAUGCAGGCAAUUCAUUGCCUUCAGGAGCACUUGUUAAUGGACCUGGUUCACACCCCACCUCAGAGGUACACUGUGUCCUGAACAAAGGCACUGUUUUAUCCAACAAUGUCCUGGAUGCCGUGUGGCAAGCGGAGAAGGACACGAGCCCCGAGGUGUUACCACCACCUAGUGAGCUUCAAUCAGACGCUUGGAAGAACACAGCGGGGCCCGUCGAAGAAACACUGGCCACACAGCCAGGUGUCAACACGCCACCAUCUCACUCGGAGGAGACGGAGUCCAAACUGGCCUAUUCCACACUGUCAGGUGCAGACAGCGCCGAGGAAAUGCACAUUAGCCAACCUUCGACAAAACAGACAAUGAAAACAAGAUCUCGACGGGACGUAGAAUGGUCAGAAAGCUCCUCGGAUGAUUAUGACGACGCUGAAGUAAUCAGAUGGGAUUCAGCGAGAGAGUGCUACUUGCACAAUGACAGAAGGCUGGAGACCGAAGUGAUGCACCAAAGGGACAGCAAGCACAAUACACAUGUAAAAAGCAUGUCAGACUCUCUCGAAAAGGUUAACAACAGCUUAAAUCACACAUACAGACGUUUCUGCUUCUGCACUAGCAAUGAUGUUAGAAAUGUUGACAUUGCCAACAAAGAUGAUUCUUCGGGUACCCAAUCUGAUAUAAAAUAUUCCGUCGUGCCACUCAAAGAUCUUUCUACGAACACAGCUUCAGACUCUGAGCACCAUAUUUAUAGCACAGCACAGGAAGGCUGUAAUGAGGGAAAUGACCCUGAAGACGAAGACAAUUUUAGUUCAAAAGUGGAACAGUUGAAGACUGAACAAGUGGAACAAGAGCCACUUUUCUUUUCAUGCACAAUAUGCAAUGUUCAUUUCAAGGAAAAAAGACAUUUCCAUAGACAUAUGAUGUAUCAUUUAGGCAAGCAUAAUCAGGUGAACAGUGAGAAUGUCUCACAGCCCUUUAUAUGCAGGGAGUGUGGGCGUUUGUUCUGUGAUAGCAACUCCCUCAUGAGGCACAUCAUUAUUCACCAAGACAGGCUCGAAAAACUUAUGGAGGAAAUCAAAGGCCUCAAAAACACCGAAUUGGAACACCGGGGCACCAAAGAGCAGUGCCCUCACUGUGUAUUUGGUUGUAAGUGCCCUAAAAUCUCUGUCCAGCAUGCCACAACGCAUGAUAAUCUGAAGCACUACUACUUCUGUGAGGAGUGUAACUACAUUACACUGACGCAGCAGGCACUUGAAGCACACUUACAUGUCGCACACCUCGACACACACCAGCCUCAAUACAGGAAAGUGAAUCAUACUAAUGAUGCAGAGGAAGCGGACCAUGUUCAGCUUCAGCGUAAAAUGGGCUUUUUCUCAUGUAGAGACAAAGUAAUUGAAAGACAUUCUGAGCUGAAGCACCUGCGAUCCCACUGUGGUAAUUAUAAAAAGGUUGGCGACCAGCCCAAAAUUGCAACGUCUAAUCCAAAUCUGUUGACUCUUGGAGAAACGGACCAUUUCCCUCACUGUUCCAACAGAAAUGGGGACAUUUACUUUCAAAAGUCCAAUGAAAUAACUGUAAAUUCUGCUCAGUUUAAGUGCCAUGUCGGCUGCACCAAAAACAUGCUGUCACCGUCUUUGUGGAGGGUCGACAGGCAUGGGAAAUUACUCCUACAGAAGAAUGUAGAUGUGGCAACUGAUCUCACCUGUGUGGAAGAAGAGUCUGAAAACAAUGACUGCGAGGCUUUUGGCAGCUCAAAGCAGGCAAACUGUCCUGUGACCGCUGAUAUUCUACUAUUGGACAGAAAUCUUAAAUUAGACCAGAUGUUCAGUCAGGGUGGCAAGAACAACCCGGCAAGCGAGAGUUUACAAGCGCAAGCGAACCAGAAUUCUCUGUCAAUGAGAGAAAUGUCAACACCCUUGCAUGGCGCUAUUGACAAAAUGAAUGGUAAUAUAUCGGCAAGGCUUUGCCAGAGGCUGAAGAAACUGUGUGCAGAUAAGGAGUUAGAGAAAGGCUGUGAGGGCAGCGUUAACUUCAGUGAUGACACCUGUGAAGCUACAGGCAGCUUCUUAGAAAGCCAGAACGUAAGGAACCCGUAUGCUCGGAGGUAUUUCAGGAAGAGGCAGCGGUGUUCAGCCAAAGACCAAAGCCCUCAUGUACACAACGAUGAAGAUGAUGGAGAUGAAGACUGUAGUGACAUAGAGCAACUCGUAAUCAAAGAGGAGUUUAUUGAAACUACGGUGUGUGAGGACUCCCCAGAGUCGCCUUGUAUGUCUACAAGUGACAGCUUUGAUGUUUUCCCCACACCGGGGGUAGAACACAAGUCCUGUCCGUACUGUCCUGCCAUGUUCCAGUCCGGAGUGGGCCUGUCCAAUCAUGUGCGAGGGCAUCUUCACCGAGUUGGCUUGAGCUAUAACGCUCGGCACAUGGUUUCGCCAGAGCAAGUGGCGUUGCACGACCAUCAGCCACGAAUCCGCAGAAGGAUCCCCUGUGGCACGAGGAAAAUGAGAAAAGCUGUUAAGCCAGAAACCCAAGGAGCGCACACAUGUCCCCUGUGCUGCGGGUGGUUUGAUACCAAGACUGGCCUCUCCAACCAUGUGAGGGGACACCUGAAACGAAUUGGUAGAAGUGUUACUAGCACCAGCAAGUCCCCGCUGUGCAUCCUAAAUGAACUGCUGCAGGACAAAAAGGAGCAUCAGAACAUCCUCCAGGUGCUCAACCAGAGCCAGUUCCCCUCUCGAUCCUUUGUCUCUCAGAAGUUAAUCAGCAACAGUGGCCUGGUCCUGAUGCGCAUGGGUAUCCCAGUGAACAUCCAGUAUGAGAUGAGGAGUCCACGUCCCAUAUUAGACAGCUUUGUACCAAAACAGGAGGCCGAGGCUGAAGCACAAAAAGGCCCUAAGGCCUCCUCAAGCACUUUAGUUGAACUGCUCAAGAUGAGACAGGAAAGUAUGGAGCUCACAGCGAGGCACAAGCAGGAAGCCUAUGCUACCAGGGAGCUCUGUGAUUUGACCAAAGAUUACAUGGAGGAGACACAGACGACCCGUGUGGAACCAAACUGGGCUCAUGAGGAAUGUGACUCGAAUAAGAUUUGUAUUCAGUGUAACGACACUUUCCCCAGGCUUCCUGGUCAUCUUCCAGCCUAUGCACAAAGGAAGAGGAUUGCUAUUUUUGAAGAUCCAGGCUAUGAUUUUAAACCGAAGAAGCCAAGGCCUGGGCUGAAAAAGAAGAUUUUACCCUCCUUGAAUGCUGAGAUAUACACGCUCACCUGCAGAUUCUGUGACCUCGUCUUCCAGGGUCCCCUGUCAAUCCAGGAGGAUUGGAUCAAGCAUUUACAGAGGCACCUUCUGCACACCAGCGUGCCCCAGUCAGGGACCGCGAUGGUCGAGGUUUUGGGUCUUCAUCACAGAGUACACAUGUCUUGUGAGCAGCCAGGUCUCGAGUAGAGUUUUACCCGUAGAGAACUUCCAGUUGCCUGAAUUUGCACAUUGUUUAUAUGUAUGAUCAACUUAUUGUUUUAGAUUAGUCCUGCAACUGUUUAAAGGAAUAUACAAUAGUGAAUCCAGACUAAUUAAUAGUAUGUAAUAAUGAUACUGUAUGUAUUAGCAAAAACUUCAUAUAAGAAAUUGUAUUGCUAUGCUUUGCCUUAUCAUUUAGCUAAUACAACCUAUAGGAUGUAUCUCCAUUGACUGUUGUACGCGGAAGACACAGUGGCAGUAUGAGCAAGAGUCAUUUCUUCAAUAGAAGGUGGUCUGGCAGAACGUUGUUCUCCUAUGUGUGUCAUGAUGAAGAAAAGUGCCUUGUUAUAAAGCAUUUUGUUAUAAUGAGAAAACAUUUUCAUUAUAAAAUGAAGAAAAUAUCCAAAUAUCUCAAUUUCUUGUAACUUUUUGUGUCAUAAACAAAAGCUUUCUCAUUAUAAAAAGAAACUUUUCUCUUCAUGAGAAACUUUUUGACAUAAGAAAAGUUAAAAGGAGCAUUGCCACUCCUAUAUUGGCAAAAUACACGAGCCUGAGCAUUUUAAUUAAGUUCAUGUCUCACUUUCUUUAAGAGACAACAUAAAAUAAACGUGUGCUCUUGUUAAGCAGUGUACACAGGGCUGUCAUUAGGUUGUGCUUUGUAGUGUUUCCCCUCUCUGCCUGCAUCAGAGAGCAUCUCUCUUCAUCAAAGUGACAAGAUGUUGGGACGGCUCGUUCUGUCAUUGUUCUUCUGAUUAACCUUCAACCAUCACUGUAAGUUCUGAAAUCCGGCUCUCAUUAUAGCGACGAUAACAUCUUUUUAUGAUGAGAAUACUCUUUAGUUAUAACGACAUAUUGUUAGAAUAAUUUGUUCUCAUUGUGGCAGCUCUGUAUUUCCUCGUUUGACCUGAAAUGGGUCAAUUUUGGUUCUCGCGUAAGUAAGAAUGUGUGAGUAACAGUCCACUGAACAUUUGCAUGUCCAUAAGCUGUUCUCCAAACUUAUCUCAGUUUGUAAACUUGGUACAUAUUUCUGCAGGUAGCACAGACAGGGAAACGUGCUAUGCAAGGUGCAAAGAUGACAAAUCAUUUUUGAAAUGUGUUGAAUUGAUUUUUUUCCCGGCGUCUGUCACUGGAGGAUAGCACUUUGUCUUUUGCAUGACAUGUUGUCAUACACAGCUACAGUUUGUCCUUCGUUGACCCUCUUCCUGGCAUCUACUGUAUGUGGGCGAGUCCAUGCCAAAAGGCUUAACUCACACAAUUUUGAUAAAUACUUUCUUUUUGUUUGAAGUUCAGUACUGCAAAGAAGAAAAUGUUAGCAUCUAUAUUGAAUUAAUAUGAAUGUACAUGUUUAUUUCAGUUAUGCCUGUCCCAUGAUAGUUUUUCAUAUUGCAUUAAAAGCCAACGACUGUAAGAAAAAAAAGAGUUACCUUAAUCAAAGAAAUAUUUAGCUUUAAUGACUUAAUGUAAUUUCAUGUAUUUAUUUAUCUAUUUUCUUGAAAUCAACUUUUUAAAAUUGUAGACAUGUAGUGCUCCCUUACAUACAAUUUGUUAAAUUAUUAAAAUUUCUAUAAAACAAAUGUUAUAUACUUGUACCUACUCAGGCUUUAUAGUUUUUAGACUUAGUGUUGCUCAGAUUCUAAUACAGUUUUUGUAAAUGUUUGUAUAGAAAUCAGUGACAUUAACAAACUUGCAUGAUGCAAAAGUGUCACUAAAUAUAAAUGAAGUAUGUGAAUUAUUGUUAAUCAGCCAGAUAAAGUAAAGCAUUUAUUAGUGAUGCUGUGUUAAGUUAUAUUAACAAUUGGAUGUAGAUAUGAGAAAAUGGACCGUUUUACCAGAGGAUAUGCAGUACAGUAUGGAGGGUAGCAUCGAGUUCUGCUAGUUCACAUUAUUUACAGUUUUGGUGGAGUGGACAAAAGGUUUGACGCUGUCUGAGAUUUAGAAUAUAAAUAUUGUGUGAGUGGUGAGUCAAAUGUCUUCUGUUAUUCAAGGUCAGGUGAAUUAAUACAGUGAAAUAAUAAUUACAACCACGCUGAAUUUCUGACCAUCAGAUUUUUAUUCAAAAGGCUUAUUUUUGUACUGUCAAUGUGGAGAGCCAACAAGAAACAUAGGAAGGACAACACACUGAGGCCAUGACGGGUUGACCCACAGCUCUUCAUAGAAAGAUUUACAAUUAUAUAAACACUUAUUCAAAUGUAUUAACCGUGUUAUUCUGUUCAAUGCUGCUAUAUCUGUAUUAAAAUAAUAAUUCAUAUUUCCAUGUGAAUAAAUGCUCAUUGUGCUACUCAGUCACUCAUGGAUGUAACAAUAAUCACUCGACCAGAGUUCAAACACUAAUAACUUAACCAUUGCUGCUCCAAAUCUCAAUUAUUUAUUUAUGCUUUAUUUGAUAUGGACAGAUGCAAUAUA